UUUAGUUUACUCCUUUAGUGAUUUUCUAGUCUUGACAAUGGCGGAGCAACAGAAAGCGCCGCGCUACAUGACUCAACUAUUGGAUGCACUUGGUUGGAAUCAAGGAACAAGAAUUCCUCUAGCAAAUCCUGAUAACCAACAUCUAGAAACCCUCUUAAUUGAUAGACAAAGUGAGAUACAGAGGCUGAAGGAAGCUCUUACGCUUCAGAAUCAAAAAACCAGUGAUCUUAAUAACUACAAGCAACAUGUGCAUACUGAGUAUCAGGAAAAUACACGCCUGCUAUUUGGUCACAAGCAGCAGCUGGAGCAAGAGGUGAAGCUCCGCCAACUGUCCUGCAAUGAUUCCGACAGCCUUGACAGAGAUAUUACUGCAACCAACAAGCAGAGCAAGGACAUCUCUGAGCGCGUUGAUAAAUACCAAGCUAGCAUAGCACGCCUUCUCAAGAAAGCGGAUUCUCUGAAGAGCGAAGUUUGUGGGGAGCGCGGGGCACUGCAGGAAUGGCGAGCGCAAUUGGAACGCAACUCCGGAGACAUCAGUGCUAUUGAACAAUUCACCAAGCAAGAUGUUUCCAAAGCAAAAGCCUUGCAAACUAAGGCACAAAAGUUAAAAGUAGAACAUGACCAUAUGCUAGAUCGGCUGAACCAGCUUGUGUCAAAUCUCAGUGCUGAAGAGAGGGCGUGUGAGCGAAUAUCUGUUCAGGUGAUGGAAGGUAUGGAGCAAAGGAGGCAAAUGAUGGUCAUGUGGACAUCUGCUGUUGAAAAUUUAAGGCAACGGGACACGGAUAUUAGACACAUCAAAGAGGAUUACGAAGUGUUAGAAGUGGAGGCGAACAACAUAGCGGACAAAUGUCGCGAGCAGCAGAGUUUCUGCGACCAACAGGCCAGCAAUAACGCGGAGGCGGCGCGGAUCAACAUGGGCCAGGCGCAGCAGCUCUCCAACCUGCGGCUGGCGUACCAGCAGCUGCUGGACCUGAACGCGACUCUGCACAGCAGCGCCCAUUGCUCGCAGCGCGAGCUGCACAACAUGCGCAAGACGCUCGAGAAACUGCACAUGGAGAACCGGCGCAUCAUGGAACAACAACAUCGCAAAGGCGUCGCCCUCAAGGAGAUUGUCAACAAGAUUAAAGAGCUUAAGGCGAAAUUAACCGAAUCAACGGACAAAACUAAAACUUCUGAACAACGUGCGAAGGAACUUGAAGCCAUUUUGCAGGAGGAAGAGCGCUACGCCAGUAAUCUGACGUUGAACCAGCAGCGCGCGAUGCACUGCUCUUUCGUCGAGCAGCAGAAACUCCUGGCGCUCAAGAAUGAGGAAAAACUUUUUAAUAUGCACCUUAAAGCUUCAAAAGCCAUCGUCAGUAAAUUGGAAAAGAAACAAGCCGAAGUCCUCAGAAACCUCCAGAGUGUGAAGGAGUCACUUUACAAUAUCUGUUACCAAGUGGAGACGAUCGGCUCGCAAGUGUCGCACAUGGAAGGCGCGCAGUCGGAGCGCGAGGUGUCGGCCGAGUUACUGGCGCGCGAGAACAGGCUGUUAGAAGUGCGCGCGCGGCACGCGGCCCGGGCAGCGCUGCUGGAGCGGCACUCGGCCAAGUUGCAGGACGACAUGCGCCGCCUCGCGCGGGACCUCGAACAUUUCGUCACCACCCACGUCGCGCUGCAAAGCCGUCUGCGCACAUCAUUGUUGAACGUAGAAGGCGGCGAGAAAGACUUGCGUGCGUCGCGCGUCGAGUGGCGUCGCGAACGCGUCGAAGAAGCGCUCACGCGGCUGCGAGUCGAGCACGCGUCUCGCGCACUCGCUAGCCUCGACGACCGCGCGUACAACGCCGACACGCAGCGACUGCGGCUCGAUGCUGCGAUGAACGAACGCUUGGUGGAAAUCAUGGCGCGUCGCGACAUGUUCAGCGUGCAGGUGCGUGCGCUCACGGAGGACUGUGGGAAGCUGCGCGGCGUGAUCAAAGAGCGAGAGAACCGCAUAGACCAGCUCAAGAAGAGAUACGACAUUUUUAUUGGUUCACUGGGCAAGGAUGACUCUGGGCAACAGUUGUCUGUGACCUUCUUCAAAAUAAAGUUCGCAGCGGAGCGAGCGGAACUGCGCGAGCGCGGAGCGGCGCUUGACGCGGACAUCAGGCGGCAGGAGCGCGACAUAUCCGCGCUGGAGGCAACGCUGCGCGUCGUGUACGCCGCGCACACACACUUCCUGCACCGCGUCUCGCCGCUCGCGCGCGAUACACCAGAAAUCCAAGAGCUGGAGGAGGUCACGAAGAAGUACUACCAGGUGCGCGACGAGCUGAAACACUUGUACAAUGAGACCGCGUCCACGGAGCUGCGCGUGCAAGACGCGAGCGCGCGCGCCACCGCGCUGCACGACAAGUGCAAGCAGCUGGAGCAACGGCAGGCCGAGUGUGAGAAUGAAUUGGACAACUUGAAGGAUAGAAUGUGUAAGCAUGAAGGGCGCUUACAGAACGCACUGGAUGUAGUCAAGAAUAACGCUAAGCGCGCGAACAAGAUUUUUGACAACCUCGACGACUGGCGCUUAUUCCAAUUAGCUCUCUGGAUCCGCGACUACUCGGAGGCGGCGAGCGGCGCGCUGGAGGCGCUUGCGGAAACGUGUAUGGGCGCGGCGGCCGUGUACUCACACUUGGCUGCGCUGGUGGCCUCCUCGGACCUGAAGCGCUAUGUGACGCGCCACCAGCGCCGGCUGCAUCUCCUCGUGGAACGUUUGCAAGCUGAUUCGCAUAUUGGAGUACCCGGUGACGAUGAAGAGUCAGUGUUUUCUUCGUCGGUGUCAUCGAUGCGGAGCGGGAUGAGUAUUACGAGCGGCACCACCAAGCGAAUGGCCGCGUUCCGCAAGACCCUUGCCACCAAGGUUCAGGAGCCCACCUUGGUCGAAAACCUUCCAGAAUCAGUGUUGCGGUCGUCAGUGUCUCUGCGCGUGGUCACGCUGGGCCUGGAGCGGCCGUCGGUGUCGGGCGCUCCCUCAACCUCCGGCGUCCGACUUGGCAAGACAUCACGAUGAAUAUAUAAUACUACUUUUUUACUACUUUUAUUUAUACUUACUAUUUUUUUAAUUUGCC
Messenger RNA from Cydia strobilella, 3071 nucleotides. It is a transcript of the gene Ccdc39, whose product is annotated as coiled-coil domain-containing protein 39. Bases 38 to 3013 code for a protein of 991 amino acids. Lineage: Eukaryota; Metazoa; Arthropoda; Insecta; Lepidoptera; Tortricidae. The transcript is spliced from 24 exons. The record is from RefSeq and is a predicted model, not a curated record. Gene Ontology annotation, biological process: epithelial cilium movement involved in determination of left/right asymmetry; inner dynein arm assembly; cilium-dependent cell motility. Gene Ontology annotation, cellular component: axoneme.